Messenger RNA from Pseudoliparis swirei, 1180 nucleotides. RefSeq names its product MFNG O-fucosylpeptide 3-beta-N-acetylglucosaminyltransferase (gene mfng). The record is from RefSeq and is a predicted model, not a curated record. Gene Ontology annotation, cellular component: membrane. Gene Ontology annotation, molecular function: O-fucosylpeptide 3-beta-N-acetylglucosaminyltransferase activity. The transcript is spliced from 8 exons. Gene Ontology annotation, biological process: regulation of Notch signaling pathway. The coding region runs from base 1 to 1065 and encodes 354 amino acids. Lineage: Eukaryota; Metazoa; Chordata; Actinopteri; Perciformes; Liparidae.
AUGGAAUAUCAAGAAGAAGUAAAGUCCACCAUGCAGAAGAGAUCGAUCGGUCGGAAGUUGACCGUCUUCAUCUUCACCUUCAUCAUCAUCCUCUACGUGGAUUUCCAAUUACGCACGAGCAGCGUCUCCAACGGGAGCGCGUCCAUCCAGGAGGCUCCGACCAGGGGGGCCGCGCGCAGCCCGGCGGCGAGCCGCGGCGCGCGGCCCCGAGGCCAGCGGGUCCCCCGAGGGGCCCCCGGGGGGGCCGCGGCCCGCGUCACGCGGCCGGCCCUGAAGCUGGAGGACAUCUACCUGGCCGUGAAGACCACCGGGAGGUUCCACGCGACGCGCCUCGCGCUCCUGCUGGAGACCUGGGUCUCCAGAACCAAGGCGCACACGUUCAUAUUCACGGACGCCGAGGACGUCGAGCUGCAGUCCAACGGGUACAACGUGGUGGUGACGAGGUGCCAGGCGGACCACAGCCAGCAGGCUCUGUCCUGCAAGAUGUCCGCCGAGUACGACGGCUUCAUGGCCUCGGACAAGAGGUGGUUCUGUCACCUGGACGACGACAACUACCUGAACCCGGCGGCGCUGCUCGGCCUGCUGGCGGCGUUCCCCCCGGACGGACACGUCUACGUGGGCAAGCCCAGCCUGGACAGGCCCCUCGCCGCCAUGGAGCGGCUGGAGGGCAACGCCACGAGGGAGGUCCGGUUCUGGUUCGCCACCGGGGGCGCCGGCUUCUGUCUGAGCCGGCGGCUGGCGGAGAAGAUGGCGCCGUGGGCCAGCGGCCCUCGGUUCGAGCAGACCUCGGCGACCAUCCGUCUCCCUGACGACUGCACCGUGGGCUUCAUCGUGGAGCGGCUCGGCGUCUCCAUGGUGACCUGUCCUCUGUUCCACUCACACCUGGAGAACCUGCUGCUGCUCAGCCAGCGGAGCAUCACACAGCAGGUGACGCUGAGUUAUGGGAUGUUUGAGAACAAGAUGAACAGCAUCGAGGUGAAAGGAAGCUUUUCUAAAGAGGAGGACCCCUCCAGGUUCAGGACCGUCCACUGCCUGCUGCACCCUUUCACCAGCUGGUGUCCUUGAACUCACCAGCUGGUGUCCAUGAACGCAUCGCGGGACGAGAAAUAAGUUGUACAUAUUUUGUAAAGUUUAAACACAUUUAUAUGAACGUUGACUCGAUUAAAUUUUAAUAUUUUUA